Molecule: messenger RNA, 2791 nt
Organism: Dendrobium catenatum
Lineage: Eukaryota; Viridiplantae; Streptophyta; Magnoliopsida; Asparagales; Orchidaceae
Product: BEL1-like homeodomain protein 6
Exons: 7
Coding region: 689-2530 (613 amino acids)
Biological process (GO): regulation of transcription by RNA polymerase II
Molecular function (GO): DNA-binding transcription factor activity, RNA polymerase II-specific; RNA polymerase II cis-regulatory region sequence-specific DNA binding
Source: RefSeq, a predicted model, not a curated record
AGAACAUGCUCUCAAUACCUUGGUUGAAUGGUUCAGAUGAGGAGAUUGCAGACUAAAUGAACAGGAAGAGAGAGAGAGAGGAAGGUGAUUGAGGCUUAAGACAAGUUUUAGGUCUACCAACUGGUGGUUGACAGAUAGGGCAUCUUAACUGCACCAGCACCAAUCUCCCUUUCAACAAGAUUCAGAAGCAACUCACCCUUGGAUUACAAGAGAGCUGAACAAGUCCAGAGGAAGAAGAGAGAGAAAGAGAGAGUGGUAAUAUCAAAAGCUCGCAACUUUUUUUGUAGCCGAGGGGAUUCCUCACGUGCAGAAUAAAGUGUUGUUUCGAUGAUUAUCGUUUGAUUAGAAAGAGGGAGAGAGAGAUUCAUUAUUUCAUAAAGAAAGAGGACGGGGAAUUGAAUACAGUUGAAAAGUCGCUGAUUAGAGGAUUAAAAAAAGAGGAUUUUGGUUGUUAAAAUUGAUUGUUUUGGUCUUUUUAUAUAGCCAAUGAAAAGGGCUUCUUUUGUUUUUUGAAUCUAGAACAUGGAGGUUCUCUGUGAGCAGAUCAUCUGGGAAUUCUUGCUUUUCUGCUCCCCACAAGCACUUAGUUUCUGAAUUAAGCACUUUAUUCAAUAAACCAAACUGGUUCACCAUCCAAUCUUCUCAAUCAUCGAAGCCCAAUUAGCUACUCAUUAAGGAAGAAAAUAAGAUGGCUACAUUCUACUCUAAUUCCAGUAACCAAAGAGAUGCCAUGGAAAAUAUUUAUUUGAGGGAUCCAGCAGGGUCUGAACCUGCAGUUUCUGGCAAUAUGGUCCAUCUUAACUUUCCAUCGGUCAGUUCAUAUUCGAAUACAUUGGCAGGGACCAGAGAGAAACAAGCAAACUGCAUUGGUGAUAAUGCUUACAGUUCUUGGAGGGAUGGGAGGAAUGUGAUGCUGUUCAUGCAAGCACAUGGCAGAUCGUUGGAUGGCGGUGACGAACUUAUUCGUAAUUCGGCUUCUGAUGUUGAUCCCCAGUUGGGUCUUCAAACACCGUUGGGCAUUUUGAAUGAACAUAAUUUGUCUUUGCAGCAGUCCAUGUCCAGUGGACAAGGCCAAGGAUUGUCUCUUAGCCUAGGCACCCAAAUUCCAGUGCCUUCUUUUAAGUAUCAGCCUGCUAGCUCAGUUGUAUCUGGGCUGAGCUCAUAUCACUCAAAUUCAGGAAACGGCGAAACUUAUGGAAAUGAAAAUUCCAGGAGUAGAAUUUUGAAUGCUAAUGCUUCCCCUUAUGGAUUUACAAACACGAUGAGCACAGUUCCUAAUUCAAAGUACAUCAAAGCUGCCCAGCAGUUACUUGAUGAAUUUGUUAAUAUUCAGAGGGCUUUAAAGAAGAAAGCUGACAAUACAAAGAGUAUUAGUGCAUCAGGUUUUCCUGCAAGCAAAGACAACAAAGGGGCAUCAAGGAGUGAUGGGAACCCUUCAGAACAUCAAGAAUCUAGUGCCAAUUCUCCCAGCGAGUUAUCAACCUCAGAGAAGCAGGAGCUUCAGAACAAAUUGGCAAAACUUUUGGCUAUGUUGGAUGAGGUUGAUAGGAAAUUCAAGCAAUACUUCAAUGAAAUGCAGAUAGUUGAUGCAUCUUUUGAUGCAAUAGCAGGUUCAGGUGCUGCAAAACCUUACACAGCUCUUGCCCUUCAGACAAUAUCUCGUCACUUCCGCAGCCUUAGAGAUGCCAUUGACAGUCAGAUUAGAUCUUCACAGAAAAUUCUUGGGGAGCAAGAUGGCCUAAGCGGUAAAGGAUGUGGAAUUUCUCGUCUUCGCUACAUUGAUCAACAUAUGAGGCAGCAGAAGACCAUACAACAGCUUGGUGUGAUGCCACAACAUGCUUGGAGGCCGCAGAGAGGGUUGCCCGAGAAUUCGGUUUCCAUUUUGCGAGCUUGGCUCUUCGAGCACUUUCUUCAUCCUUACCCAAAUGAUUCUGAGAAGCUUAUGUUAGCAAGACAAACUGGUUUGACGAGAAGUCAGAUUUCAAAUUGGUUCAUAAACGCCCGUGUUAGACUCUGGAAGCCAAUGGUCGAGGAUAUCUACAAAGAAGAGUUUGGUGAGAAUGAGAUGGAUUCAAACUCUUCCUCAGAAAAUGCAACCAAAUAUAUUGAUGAACUCUGCAACAACGCACAGGAAGACCAACAAAGUCCUUCAAAUGAGAGAUGUCAGACCAACCCAUCUAACCAAUUGAAUCUUAUAUCAGAAACUAACACCGCUGCUCGAGUUCCCAGUUUUCAAAAUGAACCAAUGGAUCAGAGACCCCAUGAUUCAUCCAACAUCAAUCCUCUUCUUCACGACACCAUCUGCAAUGCAGAAGGGAGCUCAAGGCUCAUGACUUAUACAAUGAAUGAGCUUGCAAGAUACGACAAUGGCGGAGUAUCUCUCACCCUGGGUUUGCAACAUUGUGAUGAUAACCUGCCAGCUUCAGAUGUCCAGGAAGAAUUCCUUGCAUCAAGGGGUGAGGACGUGUACAGUUCAGCACCUUCAAUUGGUUUUGGACCCUCUCAGUUACUGAAUUAUUUUGUGGCUUGAUUGCUUUUUGUUGCAUGAUUUGUUGACAGAUGAAGAGGAUUACAGUUUGUUUUGAUAUGUUGUGUUGUUCUUGCAAUUCAUAGUAACAGAUGGAGAAAAUAUUAGAUUGUAAGGAGUGGGAUUUAUAUAAAGUAUAGCAUGUUGUAAAAAAAUAUAGACAAUAGAUGCAUAUUUUUGUGUAAUUUGGGAUGGAGAAAAGAAUAAGUUUGUACACUAUAGUUUGAUGGCAUACUUGUUAAUUGGUGUAUCUGAAAUCUCUUA